AUGCGCUUGCCGGUGGAGUGGCAGCGCAUCAAGGAGGAGGCGUUUGCGCACCCCUGCCUGGUUGCAGCCUGCCUGGCGGCCUGGCCUGCCAUCCACUGCCUCAGCCUUUGCCUGUCGCUGCUGGCGGGGGAGUUCAUCUCCAGCUGGGCCUUCCACUUGGCUUUGCACAUCGCUGGCCAUGGCACUGCCUGGCAAGGUGUGGGCGAUGAGUCUGAGGAGGCGAGGCUGGCGGGAUCCUACUGGCAGCUGGGCUUUCUCGGCGUGGCCUCCUGCGUGCCCCCAGCCUGCGUGAUCAGUGUCAUUUGCCUGCUCCAGCUCACCGGCGAACUCUCGCGGCGCCGGGCGGUGUGGGCGCUCUACGCCCAGCUGCUGGCCGCGCUGUGGGCGCUGCUCAGCCUGCUGCUGAUGCUCAGGUUGUGCCAGAACUGGCGGAAUGCAACCUGUCAGAAGGCGGAGAAGAAAGGGGACAUCAUUUGCCAAGACCAGGUGAUGACGGUGCGUGUCUUCUCGGAGCUGGCGUGCUACUUUGAGACGGCCCUGGAGUGCGAGUUGGUGUUCAUCAUCCUCUGCUGCUACUUCUUCAACGCCUUGGUCUCGCUGCUGGGCUCCGCGCUCGGCGCCUUCGGCGCCCCCCGGCUCCGAAGCAACCAGCCGUUCUGA
Molecule: messenger RNA, 660 nt
Organism: Effrenium voratum
Lineage: Eukaryota; Dinophyceae; Suessiales; Symbiodiniaceae
Source: the annotation of a GenBank genome assembly